UUUAUUCGAGUUUUUUCCUCCACAAUAUCCUCAUAAGCAUAUUUUUUUGUGCAUUUUGUGAAGGAUUUCUUACACCGCCGCCGUGAGACUGCCAAGGCUCUAUAAAGCAGGACUCUGGGCUGCGCGGUUUGUCCUCUUUGUCUGCUUCCAGAAUUUUCCAACAUAUUUCACGAAUCUCCUCCACACGUGGUCGGGUUGCGUUAAGUCUUGUCGACUAUUUUGUAUAUUUUUUGUAAAUCCAACCGCAUUGUGUCGCGUGGUAAAUUAAGAAAUUAAAAUUCAAACGUUUUACGCGUCGCUAUUUUUGUACAUAAAUUCAGACCACGGCGUUACAGUUCCUUGUGGCGUGCUUUAAGUUUGAAAGAUAAUUUUUUUGAACAUGUAUAUGUAUGUUCUAUUAUUAUAAUUAUAAUAUAUUUUUUCUUUAAACCAAAUAUUUUGCUAAACUAGUUUUAUCUGAAGUGACGUCCCUGCUCGGGGACAACACUGCUUAAACUAGCCUGCUCAAAGCCCAGCCAACUGACCAGGCUGCUCUCCUGCUAAAAAUCAACUAGAUUAGACUUGUGCCCCCCCCAACCCCCAACCGAUAAUUUAUUUGUCAUUUUUUCCCCCUCCAGCUUAGAUCUUAAUUGAGCCGUAGUAUAAAUGGCCCAAAUUAUUAUUUUUUAAUUCCGUAAAGUGAUCAAUACAAGUAGGUAUAGCUGGAGGUCUCCAAAUGAAGGCGGUGUUAUUCCGGAGGGGGCGGGGUUAAUACUAAAAGGGUGUUGCAACAACUCCAAAAGUGGCGUCACUCUCACGUUUAGGGUCUGUAAAUGUCUCGGCCCCUUUUUUGAGCUCUGCCUGCAGCUAUAUGUAUAUAUCAGUUGGCAAAUAUUUUUGUCAUGUAACGUCAACGUCAUCCUCUGUUUUACAUAUUGAUUCCUCUUACAACUUUUCCAGUGGAUCUCACACAGAGCCUUACCACCACCAGUACCUUUGCCACAACAACUCUCUAAAUACAUUAAAUACAGUGCAAAAGUGUUGAUCAAAACAAACCUAACCAUGUCCAGUUGUAAUGAGGUGUGUUGUUGUUGCCUCAGUGUAACUGGUGGAAGCCAAGUCCUGCUCACUGCUAGGGUGCUGUUGGGAAUUGUAGUUUUGGCUGAGAGCACUCUCUAGACCUCAGUGUGCUCACAUUGACCACAGACCCCAGUGACAAAAGAGCAGACUGACAGACGACUGCCCUUCACUGACGCUAUGGAUCAUUCACCCAGCACUAGUCAGCUGAUGGCCGGCAACGUGACAAAUAAAAAUGACCCACGCUCGCUGAACUCGAGGGUGUUCAUCGGAAAUCUAAACACUAUGCUGGUCACCAAAGCUGAUGUUGAAGCCAUUUUUAGCAAAUAUGGCAAGAUUGUGGGCUGCUCUGUGCAUAAGGGCUAUGCCUUUGUCCAGUACGCCAAUGAAAGGAACGCUCGGGCUGCCGUGGCAGCAGAAGAUGGCCGGAUGAUCGUAGGACAGGUGCUUGAUAUUAAUCUGGCUGCAGAGCCCAAACCUCACAGGUCAAAAACAACAAAGCGAUCAGCCGGAGAUAUGUACAGUAGUUCUUCUUUUGAGCUGGAUUAUGAUUUCCAGAGAGAUUACUAUGACAGAAUGUAUUCAUACCCAUCCCGUGUACCCCCGCCACCCCCUCCUCCUCUCUCACGGGCUGUGAUCCCUUCCAAGCGUCCACGAGUCAGUAUAAGUGGAGGAACCAGCCGCCGCACAAAGUCCAACUUCCCCUCUUCGUCUAAAAGCAGCCAGCGGUCCACCUCUCGAGCUUUGAAAGCUGAUGACCUCCAAACUAUUAAGAGAGAGCUUGCUCAAAUAAAACACAAGGUUGACUAUCUUCUGGAGAGUCUGGACCGGAUGGAGAAAGAUCACAACAAGAAAUCAGAGGGAAAGAAUGUGAAACGAGAAGUGGGUGAAGCUUCCUCCCUGCAGCAUUCCAACAAGAAGGACAGAGCGAGGGAAGAGCAAGAGACAAAUGAUUCUGAGGAAGGAGAUCUGUUGGAAGAAGAGGUUAAAAGCCAGGGAGGUGAGAAUGAAGAGGAGGAAGGAGAACAUGAGGAAGAAGGUGAACACGAGGAAGGGGAGGAUGAUGGUGACAGCGUCAAUGGCGAUGAUGCAUAGACUGUUUAUACGUGGUGGACCCCAAACUCUAAUUCAGCACUUUCAGUUCUUUUGAAAGGCUGAAGCCAGUCUUUAAAAGAUUUGUGUAUUUAUAAUGUAGAUGCCUGCGCUCAUAUAAUAACUGACACUACAGUUACAUCAGUCUCACUGAUGUAAGUUUAGUUUUAAUGUUAGCAUGACAUAUUUCAGACUUUUGACGUGUCCCUCAACAAACAUUUGUUUUCAAACUACAGAACACAACAUUCUCAGAUUAUUUUUAAUUGCUCCGAUAUGAAUGAAAGUGUUUGUAAGGUUCUUUUACAUUAGCAGAUGGCAGAAUACGUGCAUUAUGGGUUCUCGAGUGAAACUGACCUGUUCCCUGUUUGUCCUGUAUUCCUAGUGGGAAUAAUCUUUCUUUUUCAGUGAACAAAGCUAUAAUGUGUAUUUUAAAAGGGGAAACUUGAGGGGCUCCUCUGAUAGAGAGCAAAGAAGCUUCCAGGAAAAAUCUAUGUUUGUAUUUACCUGUCUUUUUAUAUUACCCUGUCUCAAUAGUUCUACAGGAAAAUUUCAAUAAAAUAUUAAA
Molecule: messenger RNA, 2713 nt
Organism: Xyrauchen texanus (razorback sucker)
Lineage: Eukaryota; Metazoa; Chordata; Actinopteri; Cypriniformes; Catostomidae
Product: heterogeneous nuclear ribonucleoprotein C-like
Exons: 8
Coding region: 1237-2151 (304 amino acids)
Cellular component (GO): nucleus
Molecular function (GO): RNA binding
Source: RefSeq, a predicted model, not a curated record